AUGGGGACUCUCAGAAGCUUUCCUGAAGGGUUAGUCAAGAACUGCUACACAUUUGGGCAUGUAACUCAGGGGAGCAAGAACCUGUUGCGUGCCAGCUUCUACUAUGGAAACUAUGACAGGCGCAACGCACCGCCGACCUUUGAUCUCCUCUUGGAUGCUGACAAGUGGGCCACGGUAGACACUGCAGAUAGCCCGGUCUUCUUCGAGCUCGUGUACACGGCCAAGAGAGAUGGGAUCAGCGUCUGCCUUGCUCAGACCUCGAAAGACCAGAUCCCCUUCAUUAACACUUUGGAGAUCAGGGGGUUAGACUCGGGCAUGUACUCACACAUAAGUUCCGAGGCUAGUGACGACCCCUAUGAUCGCAUUUGGACACCCUUCAAUGUGAGCAAUGGUUUAAGCACUGUGACCAGCGAGGCCACGCUCAUAACCACCAGUGUCCCUGACGAACCACCGCCUGCAGUAAUGCAGACAACGGCCACUUCUGGGAGCGCCACCACCCCUAUCGACCUCACUCUCAAACUCUCAGCCUCCUACGCCUAUUUAACCAUGUAUUUCACAGAGCCCAUCGAGCUUGAAGCCACACGAAACCGAUCCUUCAAUAUCUAUGGAGACGGUAAGCUUCUGUAUGGGCCAGUCAUCCCGCCUUAUGCAAGCACAGUCGAGAUUACUGCCCCUAAUACUAGUGUCUCUGCAACUACAAAGAUCUCAUUCGUGCCAACAGCACAAUCCACGCUUCCGCCUGUGAUCAGUGCCAUGGAGGUGUACCUCAUCGGUGGGCCUCUCAAGAAAGGGACCAACGAAAAUGACUUGAAAGGGUUGAAGGCCUUGCAAAACGAGUUUGAGCAACUUCAAGCAUGGGGUGGAGAUCCUUGCCUCCCUGCUAACUUCAUCUGGGAAAGGGUGGUUUGCACCAAGGAUGCAUCCCCUCGAAUAACUGCCCUGAACCUUGAGGACUUCGAACUGAGCGGGAGCCUUCCGGAUUUCAGCUCCAUGAACGAGCUACAGAUUAUAAAUUUGAAGAAUAACAGCUUAAAUGGAAAUGUUCCAGAUUUUCUAGCCGAUUUUCCCAAGCUCAAUGAACUCAACUUGGCCGAUAACGGUUUUCUCGGAGUGGUGCCUGAAUCACUGGUCAAGAACACGCACCUGAAAUUGGAGUUGACAGAGGGAAGUGGUAUUACUUGUGUUUUGGCUUCUGGAACCUCUGAAGAUUCUGGAAUAUCUUGUGAGAAGCCUGUCUCAUAUGUCAUGAAUUGA
Molecule: messenger RNA, 1254 nt
Organism: Amborella trichopoda
Lineage: Eukaryota; Viridiplantae; Streptophyta; Magnoliopsida; Amborellales; Amborellaceae
Product: putative LRR receptor-like serine/threonine-protein kinase At1g51880
Molecular function (GO): protein binding
Source: RefSeq, a predicted model, not a curated record